CAUGGAGAAGAUGUCCCGUGUAACCACGGGUGGCAGCGUGCUGACAGGCCGCACUAUGCACUGCCACCUGGACGCGCCGGCCAAUGCCAUCAGCGUGUGCCGGGACGCUGCUCAGGUGGUGGUAGCUGGCCGCAGCAUCUUCAAAGUCUACGCCAUUGAGGAAGAGCAGUUCGUAGAGAAGCUGAACCUGCGUGUGGGCCGCAAGCCCUCGCUCAACCUGAGCUGUGCAGACGUGGUCUGGCACCAGAUGGAUGAGAACCUCCUGGCUACGGCAGCCACUAAUGGUGUGGUGGUCACUUGGAACCUGGGCCGACCCUCUCGCAACAAGCAGGACCAGCUGUUCACGGAGCACAAGCGCACAGUCAACAAGGUCUGCUUCCACCCCACGGAGUCCUACAUGCUGCUCAGCGGCUCCCAGGAUGGCUUCAUGAAGUGCUUUGACCUGCGCAGGAAGGACUCUGUCAGCACAUUCUCAGGCCAGUCUGAGAGUGUCCGAGAUGUGCAGUUCAGCAUCAAGGACUACUUCACCUUUGCCUCCACCUUCGAGAAUGGCAAUGUGCAACUCUGGGACAUCCGGCGACCUGACCGCUGUGAGAGGAUGUUCACUGCCCACAAUGGACCUGUCUUCUGCUGUGACUGGCACCCCGAGGACAGGGGCUGGCUGGCCACUGGCGGACGGGACAAGAUGGUGAAGGUCUGGGACGUGACCACACCCCGAGCCAAGGAGGUGCACUGUGUGCAGACCAUCGCUUCAGUAGCCCGAGUCAAGUGGCGGCCUGAGUGCCGCCAUCACCUGGCCACCUGCUCUAUGAUGGUAGACCACAACAUCUAUGUGUGGGACGUACGCCGGCCCUUUGUGCCAGCCGCCAUGUUCGAGGAACACCGGGACGUCACCACGGGCAUUGCCUGGCGCCACCCACAUGACCCAUCCUUCCUACUGUCCGGCUCCAAGGACAGCACACUGUGCCAGCACCUUUUCCGAGAUGCCAGCCAGCCUGUUGAGCGUGCCAACCCUGAGGGCCUCUGCUAUGGCCUCUUUGGAGACUUGGCCUUUGCUGCCAAGGAGAGUUUGGUUGCCUCUGAGUCGGGACGCAAGCCCUACGCAGGUGACCGGCGCCACCCUAUUUUUUUCAAGCGUAAGACAGACUCCACUGAGCCCUUUGCAGGACUGGCCUCCAGCGCCCUCAGUGUCUUCGAGACGGACGCUUCAGGCAGUGGUAUAAGCUGGUUUGUGGACACAGCCCAGCGGUAUGCCCUGACUGGCCGGCCGCUGGCUGAACUCUGUGACCACAAUGCCAAGGUGGCUCGGGAGCUGGGCCGCAACCAGGUGGCUCAGACAUGGACGAUGCUGCGGAUCAUCUACUGCAGCCCGGGCCUGGUGUCCUGCACUAACCUUAACCAUAGCGUGGGGAAGGGGAGCACCUGUGGCCUGCCACUUAUGAACAGCUUCAACCUAAAGGAAAUGGCCCCUGGACUUGGUAAUGAGACCUGGUUGGACCGCAGCAAGGGCGACGCUCGGAGUGACACUGUUCUGCUAGACUCCUCGGCCACACUUAUCACCAACGAGGACAAUGAGGAGACCGAGGGCAGCGAUGUUCCGGCUGACUACCUACUGGGUGAUGUGGAGGGUGACGAGGAGGAACUCUACCUUCUAGACCCAGACCACACACACCCUGAGGAGCCGGAAUACGUGCUGCCCCAGGAGGCCUUCCCACUGCGCCAUGAGAUCGUGGACACACCUCCAGGACCUGAGCACUUGCAAGACAAGGCUGACUCGCCACACGUGAGUGGCAGUGAGGCAGAUGCGGCAUCAUUGGCACCAGUGGACUCUUCGUUCUCACUCAUCUCAGUCUCUCAUGCCCUCUAUGACAACCGCCUGCCGCCUGACUUCUUCAGCAGCCUGGUGCGUGACAUGCUGCACUUUUAUGCUGAGCAGGGCGAUGUGCAGAUGGCUGUGUCGGUACUCAUUGUUCUGGGGGAGCGUGUGCGCAAGGACAUCGACGAGCAGGCCCAGGAGCACUGGUACACGUCCUACAUUGACUUGCUGCAGCGCUUCCGCCUCUGGAAUGUGUCCAAUGAAGUGGUCAAACUAAGCACUAGUCGAGCCAUCAGCUGUCUCAACCAGGCCUCCACCUCCCUUCAUGUCAACUGCAGUCACUGCAAGCGGCCUAUGAGUGGCCGGGGCUGGGUCUGUGGCAGGUGCCACCGCUGUGCCAGCAUGUGUGCUGUCUGCCAUCAUGUAGUCAAGGGCUUGUUCGUCUGGUGCCAGGGCUGCAGCCAUGGAGGUCACCUGCAGCAUAUCAUGAAGUGGCUGGAGGGCAGCUCCCACUGUCCCGCCGGCUGCGGCCACCUCUGCGAGUACUCCUGA
Messenger RNA from Elephantulus edwardii (Cape elephant shrew), 2368 nucleotides. RefSeq names its product WD repeat domain 24 (gene WDR24). The transcript is spliced from 9 exons. The coding region runs from base 2 to 2368 and encodes 788 amino acids. Gene Ontology annotation, biological process: positive regulation of TOR signaling. The record is from RefSeq and is a predicted model, not a curated record. NCBI's taxonomy places the organism in Eukaryota, Metazoa, Chordata, Mammalia, Macroscelidea, Macroscelididae. Gene Ontology annotation, molecular function: protein binding.